AUGGAGGAGAUGGAGAGUGGUCCCCCAGGGCGGGUGACCGUGUACUCUAUUGUUGGCUGUCCACACUGUGUGCAGGCCAAAGCCUCCCUGGGGGGUCUGGGCGUCCCAGUGUGUGAUGUGGAUUUGGGGAAGCAUCCGGAGCUCAGGGCCAGAGUGAAGCAGCUGACCGGGCGCUCCACUGUCCCGCAGAUAUUCUUCAACAGUGUUCAUAUCGGGGGAAACGACGACCUGCAGAACAUGAAUCCCACAGAGCUUGAGAGGUUGGUUAAUUUGGUGAAAAAUGAGCCAAUAUCCACAGACGGUCCACCUUUACCCUCGGAGAGUUCUGCUGAAGACACUGAGGCAGAGUCAGACAGAGACUUUAUGUGUGCGAGGGAUGAGUUGGCAAACCUGGUUGAGGACUUCAAACAUGGCAGUGUGAUCAGCAAUCAUAGGAGAGGACUGACCGUGCACAAAAAGAGCUUCUCAGGUGACCAGCUGCUUGAUUGGCUGCAGAAGGAGAAGGGCCUGGCCGUAGAGGAGGCGUUUAGCACUGGCCAGGCUUUGUUGCAGAAGAAGUACAUGGUGAGGGUGCAUUGCUCUGGGAAUCAGCAGGACGAUUUUGGAGAGAAUCUGUUUAGGUUACUGGAAGACGACCCUCACGCUGCUCUGAACGCUGGACAAACCGCCGCCUGCAGCCCCAUCCCGGCCGCUGAGCUGUCCCUGAUUUUACGCGAUCUCAUCCUGAAGCUGUUUUCUCAACAUCUCUCUGCUGAUGGCAAGUUUGUGGAUUACAAAGGCAUGUCUGCAAACCCAGCCUUUGAUCGAUACUGUGACCUGGCCAUUCAGCUGCAGAGAGUGGAGCUGCUGUCUCUGAGCCGAGAGGAGAAACUGGCUUUCUUCAUCAAUAUCUACAACGCACUGGUCAUUCAUGGGUUUCUACGUCUGGGAGCUCCCACCAACAUGUGGCAGAGAUACAAGUUCUUCAACUAUGUGAGCUACCUGAUUGGAGGAGAGGUAUUUACACUCCAGGACAUUGAAAAUGGGGUUUUGAGGGGAAACAGAAAGGGCAUUGCACAACUACGGAGACCCUUUUCAAAAACCGACCCACGACUCCAGAUGGCGCUGCCUGAUGCGGAGCCGCUUAUUCAUUUUGCCUUGAAUUGUGGCGCAAAGGGCUGUCCACCGAUUAAAACAUACACCCCACAGGACAUUGACAACCAGCUCAGGAUUGCUGCAGAGGCCUUCCUAGAGAACGAUGAUGCCUGUGUGGUGGAUUCUGGGAAGAAAGAAGUCAGGCUCAGUCAAAUAUUUAAGUGGUACAAGACUGACUUUGGAGGCACUGAUGAGAAGCUGCUGACCUGGGUCCUGGAGCACAUGGCGGACUCUCCUAAGAAGUCCAAUCUGCAGGAUGUGGUGUCUGCAGGCAAGACCAAAGUGAGCUACCUCCCCUACGACUGGACCAGCAACAGCAGCCACUGA
Messenger RNA from Knipowitschia caucasica, 1461 nucleotides. Lineage: Eukaryota; Metazoa; Chordata; Actinopteri; Gobiiformes; Gobiidae. The record is from the annotation of a GenBank genome assembly.